AUGGAUCGCGCAAACUACAAGACCCACGUCACAUCUCGCAACCUCACAUACUCUUACUACCGCACACCUCCCUCCGACAACGGUCCCAAAUCGAAACUGACCCUCAUCCUCCUCCAUGGCUACCCCUGCCUCUCAAACGACUGGCGUUACCAAGUAUCCUUCUUCGAGUCAAAAGGCUACAAUUUGAUUGUACCGGACAUGUUAGGCUAUGGGGGGUCGAGUACUUCCGUCGAAAAGGAGUUGUAUUGUGGGAAUGGACUGGCGAAGGACGUGGUCGAUAUCAUGGAUAAAGAGGGAGUGCAGAAGGCGGUUGUCAUUGGGCACGAUUGGGGCUCCCGUGUCGUCUCACGCCUCGCAAACCUCUACCCAGACCGCUUCGUCGGUUUCGGAUUCCUCGCACUUGGAUAUCUCCCACCCGCUCCCGAAAUGUCGUUUGAGGAUAUGUCAAGACAGAUCAAGGCGGCGUUGGGAAGGGAAACGUUUGGCUAUAUGCCGUGGUUUGCCGCAGAUGGGACGGCGGAUGUGCUCAAACAGAAUUUUGACUCGGGAUACAGUCUUUCGUUCCCCAAAGAUCCGAGCAUCUGGCUUGAGCACGUCAAUCCUCUUGGCGCGAUGGCAAAGUGGGUUGAGAGCGGCAGGGUGUUGCCUGAGGAGGAGUUGAUGGAGUACGCUCGGGGUGAGGCCAAGAAAAAUUGGCUGAAAGCAAGGAUGAACACUAAUGUGGAAGCUACACUCUGCUGGUACAAGUUCUUCGUUAGCGAUCUGCGCGUCGAGGAGGACAAACUCAUCCCGGAAUCAUCCUACACAAUCAACGUUCCCGUCUUCUACGGCUCCGGCCAACUCGACACCACAUGUGUCGGUUCGUUAUACGAGCCACCACUCAAAGCGUACGCCAAGGGUGGAGUGACGAUCAAGCACUUCGAGGGCUCCGAUCAUUGGAUGACAUUCAAUGAUCAGAGGGAUAAGUUGGAUGUGGCGUUGUUGGAGUGGAUUGAGGGCCUCUGAUUCAGUCGUAAGCUCUUCUAGGAUACGGUAUAUGUGCAGAGAACGAACGUCACGGGAAUAUACGA
Stereum hirsutum FP-91666 SS1 is the source of this 1070-nucleotide messenger RNA. RefSeq names its product alpha/beta-hydrolase. NCBI's taxonomy places the organism in Eukaryota, Fungi, Basidiomycota, Agaricomycetes, Russulales, Stereaceae. Bases 1 to 1005 code for a protein of 334 amino acids. The transcript has 5 exons. Gene Ontology annotation, molecular function: catalytic activity. The record is from RefSeq and is a predicted model, not a curated record.